Helicoverpa zea (corn earworm) is the source of this 896-nucleotide messenger RNA. RefSeq lists its product as uncharacterized. Gene Ontology annotation, molecular function: N-acetyltransferase activity. The transcript is spliced from 5 exons. The coding region runs from base 1 to 885 and encodes 294 amino acids. NCBI's taxonomy places the organism in Eukaryota, Metazoa, Arthropoda, Insecta, Lepidoptera, Noctuidae. The record is from RefSeq and is a predicted model, not a curated record.
AUGGCAAAAAACGAUGCAGCAACCCUCGAAAGGAUGAAACAACUAGAAGAGAGGAUUAAAGCUCCUUCAAUAUGGGGUCGAGUGGCCUGCGGAGUCAGGUUUGAGGACCUGCAGGAUCGAAGGUACGAUGAGGCCAUACGGUUGUUGAAGAAACAUUAUUUGCCUGAAGAGAUAACUUAUAGAUCAGUGAAGAUAGCAGAUGAUAAGGAAGGCACAGAUGAGUUCGUCCACAAUGUUCGGAUAUGGAUGAAAGACAAGAUGUCUAUAGCGGCGGUUAAAGAAGGCACGGAUCAGCUCGUCGGAGUUCUUAUUAUGAGGAUACAGGAAAAAAGUGCAUUUUCCCGAACAUUCAGCCGCGUGAAAAUAACCCACAAUCCGCUGUACACCACUGUGAUGGGUUUCUACAACGACAUCGAGAGACCUGUGAACAUAUACGAUGCGCUGAACAUCAAACGAUACUUCAAAAUCUAUGUCAUUGCUCUCAAGAACAGGUAUAGGCAUCGAGGUAUAGCAAAAGAGAUGUUGAAAGCAGCCAUGUCACUUAGUUCAAGUGCCAGCGUGGCAGCCAUAGCUGGUAUCUUCACUACGGCAAGAUCUCAGACCAUUGCGCAAGAGUUGGGCUUCACCAAGCUCAAUGAGAUUUACUAUGUGAGGUACCUGCUUGAUGGAGAGAUAGUAUUCUACGACACUGGUCUGGGCAACUACGGGGCAGCCAUCAUGGCGUACCGCAUACCCAACGUGGACGAACCGAAUGACCUCACCACACAACAGUCAUCCAGGUUCAACCUGCAAGUACAACUGGAUGAUGAGACAGACGCUACGGAAGACGGUGGCCAGACAGUUAUGUCACCCGAAAGUUCUAAAUCUGAACCGAAUAAAGAUUAACAGUUUAUAUG